Molecule: messenger RNA, 543 nt
Organism: Epithele typhae
Lineage: Eukaryota; Fungi; Basidiomycota; Agaricomycetes; Polyporales; Epitheliaceae
Exons: 6
Coding region: 1-543 (180 amino acids)
Source: RefSeq, a predicted model, not a curated record
AUGGCCGUGAAGACCCACACUCUCGUCUCUCUCUGGUUCAUCCUGACAGCACCAGUAAUUUUCUGGGAUGCGUCCUACUGUUUCCUUCGUCCUCGUUCCAUGGUUGGUGGCGACCUGCACUGGAUAUGGAAACCCUAUGCUAUCUACCAAAAUGUUGAUUAUGUCUAUGGUCUCAAAGCGUUGGAAGAGAACAGCGGCUUCACUAACGCGCAGUCUGCCCUCAACAUCGUCGAGACGUUGAUGAACAUUGGUUACGUUUACCUCGCUCAUGUCUCCGGUUCUCCCGGUGCUCCUCUGCUCGGCUUCGCCGCUGCCGUCAUGACGCUCUCGAAGACCGUUCUGUAUUGGCUCCAGGAAUACUACUGUGGCGGAUGCGCGGUUGGCCACAACGACCUCCAGACCCUCUUCAUCUACUGGAUCGUCCCGAACGGCCUGUGGCUCAUCCUCCCAUCUUACAUCAUCUAUGUCCUCGGAAAGGACAUCGUGGGCGCGCUCAACGGCCAGUCCAAGGCCAAGGCCGCGGGCAAGACGAAGAAGCAAUAA